AGUUUAUGUUUUGUGACAAUGCAACACUGUGUGCGAAAGAAGAAAUAGAAAAGGGAAACGUCGACGCGUCCGACUUUUUUGAUUUUUAGCUCGUUGUAAAUGCAUUGUUAAUAAAGCAAGAAUUCAUUUAAAAACAUUCCGUUUAGUUGCCGUGCAGUGCAGUAAUACAAAUAAUUACAAGUGCGCAUAAACAAAUUGAAGCAAGAAUUGCAUUGUUUAAAGUUUGUUUUACUUUCAUUUAAUAUUUAUAUUUAUGUACGCAACACAGCCACAGUCGUAACCGUAGCCGUAGCAGCAGCUUCAACAGUGUUCAGUUCCAGCAAAUUUCAUUUUAAUUUCCCAGCGAAUAAUAAAUUAAAGUGAAUACAAUGAAAAUGUAUAACAAAAUAUACAAGAAAUGAAAAGUGUGCAGAAAAUGCAGUGAAAUUUAUAACUGCACAUUGCUAUUAGUUAAAUGUCAAAUGCUAAAUGCUAAAUCUAAUGAGAAAAAAAUCAAACAUAUUUUUGAGUGCAAAAUGAUUAACUGCGGAUAUUAAUUGGCAGCUGAAAUAACAGUAGCGCGUCAAACGACAAAACUAAAGCGCGUCGCUACAGUACCAAUGCAUAAAUGUGAAUAAAAACGAAACAUAUCAAAAUUUAAUGUAUUCGAAAUACAAUAAAACUAAUCAAAACAUAGAAGCUUCCAUUUACGAGUACGUUAUCUAAUGGAUCCAUAUCAUCAGAUAAGGCAUCACUAUCCGCCGGCCAGACCCGAAUUGCACCAGAAAUGCAAUCGUGGCUCACAUUCAAGUGAUACGAGCUCAGCUUAUAGUGGCAGUGAUACCAUGGCUUCAGUUUACGGUUCGUCGUUGGAGGCUGAGGAGAUUGAUCUCUCCGGUCUUGUUGAAUCAGUUGUCGAUUCAGAUGAAGAAGAUUUGGCAGAGAGCAUGGAUAGUUUAAAUGUACGUGAUGCAGUAAGAGAUUGUCUUGAAAAGGAUCCGUCCGAACGCACUGAAGAAGAUGUUGAAAUUUUACUUGAAUUCACGCAAGGUUUAAAAGCCUUCACAAAUAUAACUCUGGCAGUGCGUCGUGCUUUGUGCUCUGUGAUGGUAUUUGCAGUUGUUGAUAAAGCUGGUACGAUUGUUAUGUCUGAUGGGGAAGAGUUAGAUUCGUGGUCAGUACUUAUUAAUGGUGCAGUAGAAAUAGAGCACACAAAUAGUAACAGAGAAGAAUUACAAAUGGGCGAUUCUUUUGGUAUUCUACCAACAAUGGAUAAGUUAUAUCAUCGCGGCGUUAUGCGCACAAAAUGUGAUGAUUGCCAAUUUGUAUGUAUUACACAAACUGAUUACUAUCGCAUACAGCACCAAGGUGAGGAAAAUACGCGUCGGCACGAGGAUGAAGAAGGUCGUAUUGUUAUGGUAACGGAAUUGCGGCAAAUCGGUAGUAAUGAGCAUGCAGGCAGUAGUAGUACUGGCACAAGUUCCACUAAACGAGGACAUGUUGUAAUACGAGGAACACCUGAGCGUUUGCUUUUGCAGUUGGUAGAAGAAAAUUCCAUGACUGAUCCCACUUACGUAGAGGAUUUCUUACUAACACAUAGAAUUUUUAUCAAAAACCCACAAGAAGUUACCCAGAAAUUAUUAGCUUGGUUUGAGAAUGACGGUGAACCGCCAAAAGGUAGCACUGCUACUGCUCAAGAAAUAAGAGAUCGUGUUACACGCGUAGUUUUGCUAUGGGUUAACAAUCAUUUUACUGACUUCGAAGCUGAUUAUGAGAUGAUGGAGUUUUUGGAAAUUUUCGAAGCUGGUUUGGAACGGAAGAAGUUACUUAGCCAAUUGCGUUUAUUACAUAUUGCAUGCGCUGCUAAAGCACGUAUGCGUUCAUGUACAUUAACUCGUUCAUCACGUGAUGAAUCCUUGAAUUUUAAAAUAAUUGGCGGCUAUGAAAUGCGUGGUGCGACUGCUUCUAGCGGCGGUUGUGGCAUAUACAUAUCACAUGUUGAACAAACUUCCAAGGCGCAAGAUGUCGGCCUGAAACGCGGAGAUCAAAUACACGAGGUAAACGGACAAUCAUUUGAGCAUGUAACUAGCAAACGUGCAAUGGAAAUACUGAUGAGUAGCACACAUCUCAGUAUAGCAGUCAAAAGCAAUCUGUUAGGCUUCAAAGAAAUGAUGCAAGCUGUGGAAAUGGGAGGUGCAUUAGGCUGUAAUUCCAAUAGUGGCGGCUCUGUGGGUUCGAACAUAGCCAGAUCUUUGCGUAGCCCAAGGCGUAUUUGUGCUAAUGACAUAGCAAAACUACACGGCCGUUCAGAAUCUACAACAGAUGACUUAUCAACAAAUCGUGCACAUAUUGUGCGCCUUAGUUCGGUUGAUAUGCUAUUGCAUGCAACCGCAAUUGAUCAAACAGAUUGCUGCGUUGCUACACCCACUACACCAUCAGUAAUUGUGCAAACAGGUGGGAAUUUAGCUACAAACUUUAUGAACAAUAUACUACAAAGUGUAAAUUCGUCAGCUAAAAAAGAAGCUAAUAUGCAGUCAAACUGUGAUCCGAACUCCAAAGGUGGUGGCUUUAUGACACUAGCACCAAAAAGACGCCUGCAAAAAGCGCUUGCCAAAAUGAAUCUAUUGCACAAAAAUGUGAGUGGCUUGCAACAAUCGAGUCUAAACGAUUCAAGUGAUGCGCUCUUGAAUAGUGGAGGCAACGGGAAUGACUGUAUACCACAAAAAUCAAAAGUUACUUCCACUUCUUCAUCUAGCUCUGGUUCGAAUGGUGGACGACUUUAUCAGUCACAAUCAAAUCCAGAUUUGACUUCGUCACUUUGUUAUGAGGACACAACAUCUGUAGCUGGUAAUUAUUUGUCAGCAUCUGUGCAUCGUCCCUCAGCCGCUUCAACAGCAACUUCAGCAAUGCUACCCGAUUAUCCUGAACACGUGCUCAAAGUUUUCAAAGCAGAUCAGACCUGUAAAUAUUUACUUAUCAAUAAAGAAACAACUGCGCACGAAGUAGUGAUGUUAGCAUUACAAGAAUUUGGCAUUCACGAUCCAAGUUCGAAUUUUUCAUUAUGUGAAGUGAGCGUAGGCGAAGGUGGUAUGGUGAAACAGCGUCGCUUACCUGAUCAACUACAAAAUUUAGCUGAACGAAUAGGAUUCGCUGCGCGCUACUAUUUAAAAACUAACGGUAUAACUGAAACUCUUGUACCAGAUGAUCUAGCGUUAGAGCUUGUACGGGAAUCUAGUGUACACUUUCUUCAGCUCAAUGCUUACGAACUGGCUAUACAACUGACAUUGCAAGAUUUUGCUAUAUUCCGGCAAAUCGAGUCAACAGAAUAUGUUGAUGAUUUGUUUGAAUUGCAAACAAAGUAUGGCGUUCCAAUGUUAAGUAAGUUUGCCGAACUGGUAAAUCGUGAAAUGUUCUGGGUGGUGACUGAAAUAUGUGGCGAGCAUAAUAUUGUACGUCGUAUGAAAAUUGUUAAACAAUUUAUAAAAAUUGCUCGUCAUUGCAAAGAGUGUCGUAAUUUUAACUCUAUGUUUGCUAUAAUAUCUGGCUUGGGUCAUGCGGCGGUGUCACGAUUAAGACAAACGUGGGAAAAAUUACCAACGAAAUAUCAACGUCUUUUUUCUGAUUUACAAGAUCUAAUGGACCCCUCACGUAACAUGUCUAAAUAUCGACAGUUGGUUUCAUCGGAGCUCAUAGCGCAACAUCCCAUUAUACCUUUCUAUCCGAUAGUUAAAAAAGAUCUCACAUUUAUACAUCUCGGCAAUGAUACACGCGUUGAUAGUUUAAUUAAUUUUGAAAAAUUACGAAUGAUUGCCAAAGAAGUACGUUUGCUAACGCAUAUGUGUUCUUCCCCCUACGACCUUUUAGCAAUUCUUGAAUUAAAAGGUCAAUCACCUUCCAAUGCCAUGUUUUCCUUAAAUCAGAUGUCCGCAUCACAAGGCAAUGCGGGUACAAAUACAAUAAUCGCUGCUAAUGCUGGCCAAGCGACAAUAAAACGUAGAAAAAAAUCUGCUGCCGCCCCGAAUCCCAAAAAAAUGUUCGAAGAAGCUCAAAUGGUACGACGCGUUAAAGCUUACCUAAAUAAUCUCAAAAUCAUCAACGAUGAGGAUAUCUUACAUAAAUUUUCACUCGAAUGUGAGCCAGCGAAUAACACACAAUUCUCGAGCUCUCAAAAUCACGGCAAUUCCUCAUCACGCAGUGGUGAUCAAUUAAGCAUAUAUUCACAUACAUCCUCCUCAUCAGCACCAAAUUCAUCGCUUUCAUUAAGAAAACGUCAUCCCUCAUCACCUACGCUUUCAACCACCAGUUCUACUAGCUCAACAAGUGAUCACAAUCGACGCAAUGUCAACAGCAAUUGUCCUAAAUUUGGUACCGCCUCACCGCAAGCUGUGAACAAAAUACUAUCAUUAUCGGAGUCAACUAAAAUUCGACCGCAUCAACCAUUCACAAGACAUUCAGGCAUGCCUGGCCUACCGUUGCUUAGCAAUUCACAUCAUACACACACACAUGCAUUCCCCACGUCAGCAGGCGUAACAUUGUCUUCAACAGCGACUACUCCUAGUCCGUGUACGCACCGACGCUUAGCUUCCGGUAGCAAUUCAAUUCCAAGUGGUGUGAUGCCAGUGCGUUCGAUACAUGAACGUUCGCACUCUGAUACACCUACACCACCAUUACCUUCCGUUGAUCUAUCAGUCGAAAGUAGCAGUGUUACCACUUUUCGAGACUUACCCUUACGGAAAUCUGUGACUUCAGGUUCAAUUUCGUCGAGCGAUAGUGGACACGGCUCCUACGUACAACACGACACAAAUUCAGUUUAUACAGCAGCCGAUUGUCGUUUGCUGCAACAAAUUUCCAACACUGCUACACGCAAUUUAAAUAGUCAGUGCAAUAAUAUACCACUACCACUACCAUCACCACAACCACAAUCACAACCACAACCACAACCACUACAAACACAAGCACCACCUCCACCCUAUAUCAUGCGAAAUCCAAACUCGAAUAUCUUUCAAACACCAAACAUAAAUCCAUACGCAGUGCAAUGUGCGACUGCAAAUGUUGCUGCGCCAAUGAUACAUCACAAUCAUAGACAUGCCAACAUGCAUGGUGGUCAACCAAACUUUUUGGAUGGUACAAAAUGCUCAAUGUGCCCAAUGCCGCCAAUGAAUCAGUAGCAGCUUAUUUAGGAGGAGAUUUAAUAUCAAUUUGCCAAAAUUGUUAAGGUUGUGUUUACGUGUCCGUAUUUGUUAUUUUUUGAACCUGUAGAUGUUCGAGCUAAAAACUAACAAAGAGUCAGAUUUUAUUAAAAGUAAAAUUUCAUUUCAUCUAAGUAUAUUCAUCUAAGUAUGCAGUUAAUAGCCAACAACCCAUAGCCAAUAAAGUCAGUGGCAGUUUCGAUCUACAGACAAAGUUCAAAUAUAAGCUAUUACGUUUUAAAUGCUAAGAUUCGGAAUUGUUAAUGUUUUCAGCUAUAUGGACAACGGAUUAUAAAAUAAUUAAAAGACAAAAGUUUAAUAACUCAUACAUAAAGAUAGAAACAGAAUCUUACAUUCUGUAACUAAAUUAAAUUAAUAUUAUUUAUAUAAAAAAUUUACCAAAAUAAUUUUACAAAUUAUUUAUAAAUUUUACAAAAAAUGUUAAAAAGUUCUGAACUCACCCAAAAUGAAAGCACACACAAAAAAUGUCAGUGGAUAGACCAACAUAAUGGAAUUGAUUUUAAAGCUAAUAUAAAUGAAAUUUAAUAUUAAAUCAAUCACUUACAAAAUCAGUUAAUAACUGUUUUAAAUAUGUUGUUAUAUUCCAAAUAAAUAUAAUUAUUAAUUAGAAAUAAUGGAAAUGGCGUAGCGCAAACUACAAAGCGGUUGCGGCAAGAAAAGCACCACAGCAGUGGAAAACUGGUAUGAGUUGUUAGCCAGAAAGUUAAUGCUUACUGUGUGCCAAAAUUUUGCCAAUUGUGCUCAACAAAAGUGCGAAUCCUUAUGCCAAGAUUAUUUCCAAUUUUGUGACUGCUUUUUUAUAUACACACACAUUUUAUAUAAAUAUGUAUAUAGAAAUAAAUAAUUUUACUGUAUACAAUAUUGCUUAUAAAAUGCUUAUAGACAUUUGAAUAUAUCUAUAGCAUGCUCCCGUAUACUCUCUUCCGCUGUUGUGUACUUCAUAUCUCUAUCAGUCUGUUUAAAACUUGAUAUAUUUUUUUAAAUUAUAUAUCUAUAUACAAUUAUAAAUAU
Messenger RNA from Teleopsis dalmanni, 6200 nucleotides. It is a transcript of the gene PDZ-GEF, whose product is annotated as rap guanine nucleotide exchange factor 2. The transcript has 8 exons. The record is from RefSeq and is a predicted model, not a curated record. Bases 705 to 5147 code for a protein of 1480 amino acids. Gene Ontology annotation, cellular component: apical plasma membrane; plasma membrane. Gene Ontology annotation, biological process: positive regulation of GTPase activity; Ras protein signal transduction. Lineage: Eukaryota; Metazoa; Arthropoda; Insecta; Diptera; Diopsidae. Gene Ontology annotation, molecular function: guanyl-nucleotide exchange factor activity; protein binding.